Messenger RNA from Prosopis cineraria, 645 nucleotides. RefSeq lists its product as uncharacterized. The record is from RefSeq and is a predicted model, not a curated record. Bases 1 to 645 code for a protein of 214 amino acids. The transcript has 2 exons. NCBI's taxonomy places the organism in Eukaryota, Viridiplantae, Streptophyta, Magnoliopsida, Fabales, Fabaceae.
AUGCUAGUGUUGAUUAUUCCAGAUUCCAAAUGGCCAUAUAUGGUCUAUACCGAUGCAUCACUUAAAGGACUAGGCUGUGUGCUAAUGCAAGAUGAUAGAGUUGUAGGUUACGCAUCAAGACAGCUGAGACCGCAUGAGGAGAGUUAUCUAACUCAUCAUCUUGAGUUAGCAGUGGUUGUAUUUUCCUUGAAAAUAUUGAGGCACUAUCUUUAUGGUUCACAGUUUGAGUACCAUCCGAGGAAGGCCAAUGUAGUAGCUGAUACUUUGAGUUGUAAGACCUUACAUGUUGUAUGGCUGAUGAUCCAUGAGUACAAGCUGCUAGAGGAUUUCUCUAGUGAACACCAGAAUAGUCUAGAUUUUGUCGUGUACAACUUGAAUACAACAAUAAUCACUAAUGAAUUCUGGAAGGACUUAAGGAAAGCCCAACUUGGAGACAAGUAUCUGUUGGGAAUUAAAGAUGAUAUUGAGGCAAACAAGACUAAGGACUUUUGGUUCAAUGAUGAUGGGUUGGUAGUGUAUAGAGAUCAGGUAUGUGUACCUGAUGAUAAAAGGGUUCAAGAGCCCAUUCUAGUUGAAGCUCAUAGGAGUAAGUUCACCAUUCAUCCAAGAACCACCAAGAUGUAUCAAGAUAUGAAGAGUCGGUAG